AUGUCAGGCAAUCCUGUACAGCGUUCGGGUGUGCCUAGUGCCGCAUCGACUUCUCUCGCUCGGCACGCAUCCAACGCAUCGUUGCAGAGCUCCAAAAGUCAGUCGGGGCACAGCGCAUCCGCAUCCACUCGUGGACCACCAUUAGCCAUCUCGAGUGCAUCGGUCAGCAGCUCCCCUCAGGCAUCCCCUCGACUCUCUUCCAACAACGCGUUGCCAGUCUCGGGGAAUGGUCGAAGUUUGGCUGUAGGAGGGCGAAGCAACGGAGGCGGGAAAGGCAAAGCAUCUGUCUCAACCCCGACCGCACUCGUGGGCAAUGUCUUUAUCGGCGAGGAGAGCGUGUGGAAAAGCAGCGCGGCAAAGAGGGCGGAGAAAGCGUGGGCUGUACAGAGCGAAAAGACGCUGCAGUCGGACUCCAAGUUCAAGAAGUACGCUUCAAGCGUUGAGAAAGCUCUGGCUUCCUUCGAAAGCGUGGCGGAGUGGGCAGAUUUCAUUGCCUUUCUUGCAAGGUUGCUGAAGGUGAGCGUGGACGGGGAUCGAGAGUAAGCAUGUCUUUUGCUGAGUUGUAUGCGAUCCGACGAACUUUGUAUGCAGACGCUGCAAGCAUUUCCUCAGUUUGCCGCCAUUCCACGCAAGCUUAUCGUAGCAAAGCGGCUCUCCCAAUGCUUGAAUCCAGCUUUGCCCUCUGGCGUCCAUGCGCGAGCUCUGGAGGUGUACGCACACAUCUUCGAGAUAAUUGGCAGCGAAGGUAUUCGCAGGGACCUCGCUGUCUGGUCUCCUGGUCUCCUGCCCUUCUUUCAAUCAGCCUCCACAUCCAUCAAGCCGACCGUCUUGGGUCUCUUUGAGAAGUUCUACCUGCCUCUGGAAGAGGAUCUUCGACCUGUCACGCGGGCACUCCUACUCGCCCUUUUGCCAGGUUUGGAAGAAGACACCGGAGAGUUCUUCGACAGAGUACUGCGCCUUCUCGAUCGUCUUCAGCUUCUGGUGAAGCAACCAUUCUUCCUGCAAAAUGUUUGGCUCAUUUUGGUCUCAUCGCCCUCCAUUAGGCUUGCAGCUUUGAACUACUUGUCUCGACGCCUUCCUCCGCUGAACGGGCCCUUUACCCAGAAGGAUGUGGUAGGAGGCAUUGUCAAAUCCUCGGGCGACUUAGCUCAAGUCGGGCACGCCCACGCAUCGGAUGUAGUAGGGCGCGACAUAGGUCUAUUAGCCCGAGCAUUCGCUGCUGCCUUGGAGGACCCAGUCUUAUUGGUAAGGCGAGCGGCACUAGAUCUGCUGGUCACGCACCUGCGGCUAGACUCGCACACAUUCAAGAAGCUGAUACCAAGCGAGGAACAGGUCGGAAUCGUCCGCGCUAGCAUGACUGUCGUCCUGCGGCGAGACCUCAGCCUCAAUAGACGACUUUAUGCGUGGCUACUGGGCCCUAGCGAAGAUCCUCAAGCUCAGCGCGCUUACCUUCGAGAGCAUGCCCUAGCUCUUGUGCGCCAAGCUCUGAUUGAAGACGUCUACGCCGAGCCACUCGUGGAGAGCAUGGUAAAUGAAACAGCCCUGAGUCAAGAGGAUGUUGAUGCCGACGUCGAAGCCAGGCAGCGGCCUCUGCGAAUAUUUGUCAGUCUACUGGACAAGUGGGAGAUUGGACAAGCUCUGACCAACGACUUGGUCAUCGACUUGCUGCGAGCUUUACAAUCUCAGCUUGCCGAAGAUCUGAAUCCGCGACCUGUCGGCGUGGGCGAAAUUUUGACCACAGCAAAGAUGCUGUUCGAAGUAAUUGACCCAUUCGCAACAUAUCGCCAAUUCUUCUCGGCCCUGCACGCUGAAAUGAGUUUUCGGGACGAGUCAUCACAAGGAUCCGGAAGCUCGACUUCGGCAAUCGUACUGCUUCAAUUCGUCUUGCAGACGUUUCGCGUUCACGACGAGGAGACUCGGCAAAUCCAUAUUCCAGUGCUGGUCUCCGCUCUCGCCGAGCUCGUCGAGGAAGCUGCGCAACCUGAUACAGAGCUGAGCGAGGGCCAGCAACGCCUUCUGGAUCAGGCUCUUGACCUCACAUCGGAGCUACUGAACUUGAUUCCAGCGAGAGUCUUCGUUUGUGAAGCGGUCCAAUCAGUCGAAACAACUGAAUCUCAACGAGCUUUCUCCAAAGGACCGCGCGGAUUCGUUGAUAAGGCAAAAACCUUUUACGGAGAACGCGGUGUGGAUGUCAGUGCGGACGAAGCUGCUGCCAAAUACAUCGGUUUCCACGAUCCUGAGGUGCUCAAGGACUUGCUGGACACAUGCGCACGCAUUCCUAUGCGUCUUGCCAGGUACCCUAAGCUGUUCAUUAAUGGCCUUCGACUCACGACGGAGCUUCUUGCGGUCUAUGACGCUGCAGAGGAACCGUCAGUGCGCGUUUUAGCACCCUCAGCGCGCUCAGAGUCCAAUUCAGGGCUCAAGGUUGGAGCUCACACGGCGGAAGCUGGGGUGGCCUGGGACGCUGCCGGGUGGGGACGGGCGCUGAUGGUUCGUCUGGAGGACGCGGAAGCCUUUGAAGAGGUCGAUCAUAUCAUCGAUGGUCUGAUCGCCGCAGCCACGUGUAGGCCAUUGGUCACAAAGCUCAGCAUCGGUGAUCGUAGCCAGGUCGUGCUAAUCCUCAAUAAGGUGAGACGUGAAGCUACUCAAGACGUAGUUCAUCGCCAUGCUCUCACAUAUUAACCUCGUCUAUGAUCUGCUCGACCUUUAGCUUCAAUCCUUUCUGCAACCUGGUUUUGCGCCAUAUCACGUUCGCGCCAUCGAGUUGCUAUGGACUGUCCAACAAUUGGCCCGUGGUCAUCACGUCGAGGCCAUAUUCAGCGAGAAUAUCUGCACUCGCAAGGCAAGCAUUCGGCAGCGCUGGUUGAACGCGUUUGGUGUCCUUUGGGCCAUGACAGGUGUGUGACUUAUCUGCGAAUGUUGCUGUGUCUCUACUGACUUCGUCUUGUCCCUCAGACGAACGCGACGCCAGUCUCACAGCCCUGCGGAUACCUUUACUUCGAGUCGCUGAAGGUCUUCACUCAGACUGCGCAUCGACUCGCCACUCCAGUGAAGCGUGGCUGCGCACGUAUAUGAAGAGCUACUUGCCGCUUCUAGAGCCCCUCGUCGCGGCCAUGCACCAUCCAAGCAGCAGAGCAGCAGAUCAGCAAUGUGUCGCCAGCAGCGAAGCCGACGAUACAUCUGGUCUCCUGGCUUACCCACAACCUUUCGAUUAUGAUGAUCACGGGCAUGCUCUGCAGCUUUUACUUUGCCUAUUGCAAUUUGGCGGCAGUGUGUUCCUCGCGUCCGCAAGGGGGGCACGCUUGAAAGUGGGACACCUUCGCUCGGCAGCGAUGGACUACGAUUUGCUGGCCAAGCACGAAGAAGAAGACACCUACUUGGACGCAAUCAUUGAGGGCACUUUGCUUGACAUCAGGUCCCGGCCAGCGAGCGACGUAGAGGCAGCAUAUGCCUUUCAACACUUGCAAUCUGUUCUGCGCUCGUUAGACAUCUUGCAAAUCAUUGCGGGCGAGGCUCAGUUGAGCGUCGCAGCACUCGAGGCGGCUGAAACACGCAUUAUGCAGCGACUUAUCUCAAGCAGCACGACAGAGCAGACACAACUGCAAGCCAAGCUUCUGCGAGUACUACAUACGGUCAGCAAGGCGCGAGGAAACUCGAGUUCCAAAGCCCAUAGAGGUGGCACUGGCUCAAUCAUUAACAGCAGGCAAUCUGCGAGAAGCGAUUCGGCAGUGGCAGCGAAGGGCAUUCAACCACACCCGCUUCUGCUAAGAGCACUGCGCGAGGGACUGUCCAUCGGGCCUAACGCCGAUGCGCUUUCGGCCUGGGCAGAAUUUGCGUGCAAUAUCACCCAACUGUACCCAUCAGCCGAGCAAAAGCUCCUUCUUCCGUUGGCAGAACACAUUUGCGCCUUGCUGCGAAGUGCUAUUGACAAGAUCGACCUUGCGUUUGGCCUUGCCGAUGCGCUACCACCACCAAAUGCCAUUUGCGGCGUCACGGACGGCACAAUUGCGUCACUGUUGAACGUAGCCGAGCGAGCUCUUGCCUCUUCACUGGCAAAAGAUCGAGGCCCAUUCGCCGGCGAGGCGCCUGGUACAGUCGGAGACGGUGAUGCAAACUCGACUCCGGCGCCCUCUGUCAACGAGAAGUCCGACGCCGCCCCUAGCGCAGGCCUGUUUGGUUAUGUAUCAAAUGUCUUCUCAAGCGAGUCUAGUGCAGCGACCAAUUCUGCCAGCCCAGCUGUCGCUGCGAAUGCUCUGUCACGCACGCUGCAUCACGUGGUGCGGACUCUGCACAAGCUCUACAGUACUGUUCGAGCGGAUAGAAAGCUGCCACUGGACUCGCGCGGGCUCGCUUUUGAGGCAAUGGCUCCAAGAGUCAGAGCGCGAUGCAGGCGCACCUUAGAGCGCCUUUACAGGACCCAUUCUGGUGAAGUGGUGGAAAGCUUGAUCGACUGUUGGGACAGCGACGCCCGGCAAGAGGGCGCAGAGGCAUCCGCAGAUGCUCAGUGCACCUUUGCGAUCUUAACUUUUCUUGCUCCAAGCGCUCAGAUGGUAGUUACUUUCCUGUGCGAUGUUCUCAACACGCGCACCUCUACCAGCAUUUCGUUGAGUGAAAAGCGUGCACGUGGUGGCACAGAAUUCAUCGUGUGAGUGCCCACAAGAAAGAAGACCGGGCACUUCGCUGACAUUCUCGACCUCACACGCUGCUGGCGCAGGAGCGAGACUACCUUGUUCUGCUUCCUGGAGGUGUACUUGAGUCGUCUCGAUCAGACCUCCGCCACUCAAGUCUGGCCAGUGGUGAACAUCCUUGUCAAAGAAAUCACCAAGAAUUCUGCUUCACAUAAAGCUAGGAUCUUUCCAACACUUCGCGUUCUGACAACGAUCGGGGAAAAGCUCAGUCAGACCUCGCCGCCCGAGGACAAGCUUGUGCGCCGAGAGCUUGCGGUGAGUGCAAACAUCGUUGAUCCUGAAUGUCUGCUCCGAGCUAUCUGUUCCUCAUUUCGUCUUUUGUAACUCCGCAGGAACACGUCGUUGCUCUAACAGACCUUGCUAUCACGAUAUCCGGUCGCUCGUUUGACGCGAAGACGUGGAUGCGACGCUCGGGCAAGGAUACGGACGUGUUGUCGGUAAAUGGAGAUGGCAAAUCGACACCCGAUGAUCGAAUGGCACAGUCCUUGACAGAGCCUGCACAGGCAAGCGGCCUGCUGCCUCAACUCGUCAGUGCGCGUGGUUUCCGUUCUUUCCGCGCGGAAUUCGCUAACCCAACGCUUGUUGACAGAUAAACGAUUACCUGGCAACGCGCAUCCUUCCCGCUCUCCGCAAGUUUGGUGUUCAUCAAGACAAAGUGUUGGCAAUUUGCACAAACGCCAUCUACUACAUCGUUGCUCCGAGUUUGAAGAGCCGAGAUGAGUGAGUACUUCCUCUUCCCUUGACGAGAUUCGGGGCGUCUCACUUACGCUUCUAUCCCAUUCGCAGGGCACUCGACAUUGAUGUGCAUGCUCUCAAAGUUUUGCGAGAGCUGACGCGACAAUCUGGAGCCCUGAAAACAUGGCGAGGCUUGGUCGCCGACACGUUCGGUGACCCGCGCUUCUUCUCGAUGGCCCCGAAGGCCAGCAUUGGCUGGCAGCCGAUUGUCUUCGCACUACACAACAGUGAUAGGGAACGCUUUAUCGAGUUGUUGAGUGAGUCACCUCUCAUUUCACUGCACACGACUUCUAGCGACUGAUCACGAUGUUCCUUGUGCUUGCAGACAAAGCUGUCGCACCUCCUUCCGCUAACAUCUUCGCCAAUCGAGAGACGGAGACGCUUACGCGAUGUCUCAAUAUGCGCCGGGCCUCGUUCGUCAUCUUCUCUGGACCCAAGGAUCACUUCAUACCCCUUCUGCCAAGCAUUCAAGAAAAGGUCGUCGACAUCUUGCGCACCAGCAAUGCUGAUCGAUCAGCCGCAGAGGUAUGUCGUUCAGCGUCUUCGUGGCUACUAUGAACACGUCUGAACGACGCAUGUCCUGGUUGUCGCAGGUCUACCUGUGUAUGCGUGUCCUCCUACGGAGUUUCUCAACGCAGCAUCUGGCCGGCUUUUGGCCAGUCAUCAUCACAGAGAUGGUGAGGACUUCGCGUGGGUUGCACAAGUAGCGAGCUCCCAACUCACACAAUUGCCCCUUUGCUCGCCAGAUGCGGCUUUUUGAGAGCUUGUCAGACGAGCUACCUGCGGACGGGUCCGACGCAUUGCACUCAGUUCUGUCCGCCUGCAAAUUCUUGGACCUGCUUCUGACGUUACAAACAGACGACUUCCAGAUGUGCGUUCGAUUUAUUGAGCAUUCGAUUGGAUGUAGCUGGUACUAAUUGCUUUUCUUCUUGCGUGUGGCUUAGACAUCAAUGGAUGUUCAUUACCGACACCUCGGACGUUGUCUACCCAAGCGACGACUGGGCUCCCGAGUCCGUCAUGGAGCGCGUUGCAUCUAUCAUCGAAGAGCGGCGACCUGCUCCGGUAAGUUUACAGACCUGCAUUUGAGAGCUCAAGCCCGUCCUGCGCUCACGCUGGGGCUUGUGUCUGUGUACAGCCUCAGAGAGGCUCUCAAACCACAUCGAGCGUUCUCAAGACGUCUGCGGCGGACUCGGCUGGGGCUGUGCCACCUUUACAGAAGCGAGGUUCCCGUGCAGGACCUUUGCGCCGACCUCUUUUGUGCUCGACACGCAGUGUACAGAGCAUUGAGGCGUUGCAGCAUUUCUUCGCGCAUGUCAGCUUGGCCAGUUACGAGUCAACACGGGCGUGCACAUCUGUUGAUUUCGAGGCCAUCGACGAUGCGUUGCGGAGCGAGUUUUUCGAUCUCCAUGUUGCCUAG
Molecule: messenger RNA, 6840 nt
Organism: Ceraceosorus bombacis
Lineage: Eukaryota; Fungi; Basidiomycota; Exobasidiomycetes; Ceraceosorales; Ceraceosoraceae
Source: the annotation of a GenBank genome assembly